AACAUAGGUCACUUUGUCUCAUCAUACAUAGGGUUAGAAGUUUUUUUUAACACUACCCACGAGCUCUUUCCCCAAAGGUUUUGGGUUUUCUCGUUUUUCUUUUUUCCUUUCCUCUGCCAUGAACUGAAUUAGAUUUCCCGGAAAACCCCAUCCAAUCAGCAGAUAGCAUUUUCCUAUUAUUUAAUCUCUUCAUUAUUUAUAAAUAAUCUAGGAAUUCCUCUCGAAUUAUUUAGGGAUUUGGUGAAAUAAUGGGUAGUGGAGAUGGAGAAGAUGAUCGGACGUUUAGGGUUAAUAAUUUCACUGCCGAAGGAUUCGCGAAGCUUCGGGAACGAGUUAAGGAUAAACUCAAGGAGUUCAUGGGUGACUACACCGAUGAUACUCUCGUGGAAUAUGUUAUAGUCUUGUUAAAAAAUGGAAGGCAGAAAGAAGAAGCAAGAAAUGAAUUGAAUGUUUUUCUUGGAGAAGACAGUGACUCAUUUGUUGCUUGGCUGUGGGAUCACCUGGGAUCAAAUAUAGGUCUUUAUGUGCAGCAAAAGGAUCCUGAUACAGGAGGAGGAACAAAAAACAAACCUAUUAGUGCAGAGCCGGCUGCAAAGAAUGAUUUGCACCACCUGGACUCUGAUGCUGAUAAAGUGAAAUCAAACAAAUCUAGAAGCCGCCGAAGGGAGUGGAAAGGACUGGUUGCUGUUGAACACCCUACUCUACAUAGUUCUUUAGCAGACAGCACUCCUAUGGAGGAGGAAGCUCAUCAAAAAGUUGGUCAUUCAAAGCGAUCCCUCUCCCCCCAGCCAGAACUUCAGAGAAAAAGAAACCGACCUGAAGAAAGGCCGAAAAAGAGGGAAGGCAUUCGUCAACCAGCAAUUGCUGCUACUCGAAGGCUGCUGCAAUUUGCAGUAAGAGAUGCCGUGGCUACUUCUAGGCCAUCCAAUUCCAAUCUAGAAUCCUCACCUUCACUAAAGCGUCUUCGCUCUGUGGUCUCUACAUCUGUGGAGGACUCAUCCCUUCAAGAACGCCCACAGAGGAUACGUUCGGUUGCAAGAGCACCAAAUGCCAUGGCCACCGCUAUAAGAGCCGUUGCAGAAGCUGCAAAAGAUGUGGCAAAAGUUAGAUCGUCGGCUAAUGUGUUUGACAGGCUGGGUCGUGCUACUGGCGCUCUCGAUCCUUCAAGCAGAUUGGAAGAAUCUAAUCAAGCUGUUGCCGAAGAUGUACAAGAUCAAUCUUUUGCUGAUGCCUCAACUUACCUUCACAGAAGUAAUUAUAGAGGAAAGCAUAUUGGGAAGUCUACGUUGAACGAUGAUACUGCAGUGCUUUAUGAUUCAGCAUUAGAUGAAGAAGCUGAUCAUGGUAUCAGCAUUGUGAAUAAAGGGGCUAUAAAUGCCUCGAGAACUGGUGCACGUUUUAAAAACAUAGGCGAGACUCCACUUGUAGUCGAGUAUGGUGUUACUGACAAUGCCAAUGAUAUUUUGCACAAGUCACAGAAGGACCAAGAUCGACCAACAUUUGCUCCUGGUGCUCCUCACCAGCCAAUGAAUGUUCCAUUAAAUGUGAAUACCUGGAAAUCACCUCAGUAUCAGGAGGCAAGACAAGCAUUGGAGAUAGAGAAUCAGAGAUCUACACAGAGCAGCGAAGGCUUGGCCAGCGAACCUGACAUGCUGUUGACAAAAGAAAGCACUAAUCCUAUUGCAGUUACUAAUGGAAAUGUGAAACCAUAUGCGGACACACAGAAGGAAUCUCAAAAGAUGGCUUCUAUUUAUCAGGGUUUGUAUUCUACUGGUCCACCUACAGAAGAUGCUGAUUCACGGACCAUCUUUGUCAACAAUGUUCAUUUUGCUGCUACAAAGGAUAGUCUUUCUCGGCACUUCAAUAAAUUUGGGGAAGUGCUUAAAGUGGUCAUCCUGACUGAUGCAGCAACUGGGCAACCCAAAGGGUCAGCUUACGUAGAGUUCAUGAGAAAAGAAUCCGCAGAGAAUGCUUUAUCUCUUGAUGGAACAUCGUUCAUGUCCCGCAUUCUGAAGGUUGUGAGGAAAAGCUCUGCUACUCCUGAAGCAGCAUCUGUCACUGUAUGGCCUCGUGUUACAAGGUCUGGUCCUUUUGCAGUUUCUAGAUUUGGUCGGGUUCCUUUUCCUAGAGGCAUACCCACUUUGUACAGGUCCCGGCUCCCAGUCAGGCCUGGUGCUAGAAGUAUGCAAUGGAAGCGUGAUGCUCAGCCUACAUCGGCCGAGAAUUCUGGUUUGUUAACACCCUCAAUUAAUGCAGUUCCUUCUCCCAUUCCUCGGAGUAUGACAUAUGUACGAGCAGAAUCUAAGAUUAAUGGAGAUUCUAGUACGGCUUAGUUAAUUAUAGAAGUUUCCCCAGUCCUAUCUCUCUGAGAGUCCAGCUCUUUGUGGGAUUGGUUGAAGUCCAGCAGACAUACUUAGCAUCGUACAUGAUUGCUUCAUCUGGUGCAUCAGUCAAGAUAGGGAGACAUGUGCACGUAAUCAUGAACAGAGUGUUACUGGUUUUGCUUUUAGUGUUCUUUCCAUAUGGCUGCGCGGAAAAGACUUUGGGUAAAUGUUGUGGGACUAGAUUUUUGAAGUAAUUAUUAUCAGAUUGUUGGGUCCAGGUAUCUGAAGAGUUACUGUCAAGUUCGAGCUGGAAUCUGUGAAUAGAAGGUGGAAUGGUGGAUGGGUUGUUUAUUGGAUUAGAGACAUUUGAAAUUUCAUUCUUGAUAAGGAAAAAAGAAAGAAAAAAAGUUUAGAAGAGUAAAAAAAGUGAAAAAGCAAAGUGUGCUGUCUUAACUGCAUUUUACAUUUCUUCUUUUGGUCCAAUAAUAUGCUUCCUAAUGAGAUCUGCAAUCAGUGCGAAUUUAGUUGAUGAUUUUGCAUUAUUGUUAACAGAGCUUCCAAAAGAAAUGCAGAGCCUGAAAAGGACAUUGUUACUGUAUCAUUCUGUAAUUUGCUUUGGCCAACAAAUUCAUGUUAUUGGACUAUAUUCGCAGGGAUCAAUUAGUGUGUAUCACUCCUAAUUUAACUCAACUAAAUUAAUUUUACAAAAUUUUGUUGCUACUGUGAUA
Messenger RNA from Nicotiana attenuata, 3052 nucleotides. RefSeq lists its product as uncharacterized. The transcript is spliced from 9 exons. The coding region runs from base 249 to 2333 and encodes 694 amino acids. Gene Ontology annotation, biological process: mRNA processing; regulation of mRNA stability. Lineage: Eukaryota; Viridiplantae; Streptophyta; Magnoliopsida; Solanales; Solanaceae. The record is from RefSeq and is a predicted model, not a curated record. Gene Ontology annotation, cellular component: nucleus; cytoplasm. Gene Ontology annotation, molecular function: poly(A) binding.